Molecule: messenger RNA, 2510 nt
Organism: Ceraceosorus bombacis
Lineage: Eukaryota; Fungi; Basidiomycota; Exobasidiomycetes; Ceraceosorales; Ceraceosoraceae
Source: the annotation of a GenBank genome assembly
AUGUCCUGGCCAAGCUUGUUGACACCGGUGCUGUUCAGCGGAACGGGAGAGGGACUGUACCCGCUAUGCGAUUCGACGUAUGACCAGGCGCAAGGAGAAGCAUCGACAUCGGCCAGAGGGGGAGGCUCAGGCACGAGCUUGCGACCGCUCAGCAAGGCGCUGCUGCCGCUAGCCAAUAGACCGGUAGCAGCGUACGCUCUGCAAAGCAUCCUCACCUCCUUGCCCGACUGUCGCUACGCCCUCCUCUUUGCUCCGUGCGCCGAGCACGCCGACAUCUCAAAGACGCUGCAAGCAUACAGGCUCCUCCUGCCCCCCUCUCAUCGAUCCAAGCAAGCAUCUCUGCAGCCCAACAAUACUCGCACUGCAGCGAAGCAAGCGCAGUCCAACUCCAUCGCCAUCCACAUCGUCGACGGCUUGAAAGUCCGUCCCGACCCAUCUCCAAGUCAGCUGGACCAUGCCGCUGCUUCCUCCCUGCCAGGUCUGCCCCCGUCACGCGCUAGCGAUACCUUUAAAGUCCAUCUCUUGCCCCUUGGGCCCUAUGAAAAGGAGCUGGCUGGUGAUGCAUCAGCAGCAACGAUGCAGACAGACGCGGCGAAUGAUGAUGAUGGUGAUGACGACGACGACAAGGAGGAGGAGGCAAAGGGGAAAGACUAUAGGAGAAUUCCAAAGCUCGGAACUGCAGAGCUGCUCAGGUGGGCUUUUGAGUUGGGCAAGGUGGAGGUGAGUGUUGGAAAUUUGGUGCGCGUGCUUGUAUGCGCCCUGGGCCCAUCAGCUGAUGCACACGCCUCUCUCGUCAGUCUGAUCCCCUUGUGCUUCCCAUCGACCUGCUCAACCCGUAUUCACCCCUCACUCGCCUCAUUGCCGCUCACAUCGAAGCAGGCAUCGGAUCGAUCGCACAGGAUGAGGAUGCGGAUCAAAUUCCAAAACCAGCCCUGACAUGCAUGCUGUACGAGGCAGGAGCUGGCGAUGGCACGGGCAAGGAGAGAGAAAAGGAGGGUAAGUGCGCCGUGGUGAGAGCGCUCGCGAGCGCACGGCCGUCUGAUCAUGCGCGUCUGCUCCCGCGCAUCCUUUCAACAGGCCCAGCAAAGCUCCUUUGCGCUUACUCUGCAGACUCUUUCAAGCAAGAGAUGGGUCACUGUCUAUCAUCCCCAGCCUCGUCACUCAGCUCUUCGACGGACGCAGUGUGGGGCUCUUUGCGCUCUUCUCAUCGCUUGCUCCACCUCUCGCACUUGUCCGAUAAUGAAGAUGGCCUAGCACUACGGUACGCGGUCGCGCAGCGAACAAAUAAGCUCAGAGUGAGCACCAACUUGCUGGACAGUCACAUUUACAUCUUGGACAAGAGAAAAACGGAGAGGCUGCUCAAGGCUAGAAGGGCGCUGACCAGUCUGAGAGAGCACGUCGUGCCUCUGCUGAUCAAAGCUGGCUAUCAAAGGGGGCUGUGGGACAAGGCUGUGAGGUCUGGACCAGAUGCGAGGCAAGACGCCAAAGAAGACGCAGACGACGAAUUUGGCGAUGGGGAUGCUGCCAAGCCUCUGCAUGCCUUGUCGACUGCAUUGCAGCAGAGCAGCGUCUUGAUACAUCCCAAUGCUGCGUCGGUGCUUUGCGGUAGAUCGACGGUGGGAGGCUCGAAGCGCGACGGAUCUGCAUCGAGAGCUGCAUCCUCAAUCACCUGCGUCGCCCUCAUCCAACGGCUCGACGUGCCGUCUGACUAUGGCGCGCAAGCACAUUCACCUGCAGCAAAGGAGCGCAGAUUCUUUGCCAGAGCAAACACGGUGCCAACAUUUUUGGAAUGCAACCGUUGGGUGAGUGGUCUGCCGUCCCGCCACCUUUUUUUGAGCAAGCGCUCCAACGAUGCCUCGUCGCGCCUCCCCCACCUUUCUUCCGCAGCUCCUCAAAGCUCUAUCGUCUCCCAACAGCUUGCCGCAAGGUUUCGCGCUGCCCAUUUCGACUUUUGAGCCAAAUUUCAUCGAAGCGCAGCAAAUCAACCCCUCGGCGCAAGUCUCAUCAGACACUAUCCUUCCAUUUGCUCCGCGUUUCGCUUCGGAUGCGGCGGGUGUGGAGACAUUUGCGGGUGCUUCUUCUUCUUCUUCUUCUUCCAGCAAGCACCAAUCGUUGCUGACGCUCGGCGACCGCUGCGCGCUCAAAAAGUGCAUCGUUGGACCGGGAUGCGUGGUGGGCAAGGGCGCAAAGCUGACGGGCUGCGUGUUGAUGCAGGGAGUCAAAGUUGGGGACAAGUGAGUUUCGCAUUGAUUGUGCUGGCGUACGGGGCUGCGCUCGCGCUGGUUUGUCAUCUGCUGACACGGAAACUGCGCCGCGCGCGUGCCAGCGUCAAGCUGGACUCGGUCAUUCUUUGCCCGGGUGCCACGAUUGGAGACAGGUGCAACCUAAAGGAUUGCGAUGUGGCCACCGGCGUUCACGUUCUGCCUGAUACGCAGGCAAAAAACGAAAAGAUUACCGUCGGAGCGGCAAGCGGGGGAUCGACCGCAACGACCUCUGCACUGAGUCUGUAA